AUGAAGUUCGGCAAAGGUUUGUUGCAUGAGAUUCUACAGAGCAACGCAGAAUGGGCACCGUUCUGGCUCAACUACAAAGCCCUCAAGAAGCGCAUUAAGGUGGUGACCCGUGCGGCCCACCACGCUGCAAACCAACGCGAUAUUUCCGAAUCUGAAUUGGAGGUGGCUUUCUUUCGCGACCUGCAGACCGAACUCAAGAAAAUCUCGCUCUUUUUCGCUGCGGAGGAGAAGCGUUGUUCUUUCCGCUACCAACAGUUGCGGUCAGUGCUCAAGGUCCUCAAGCAGAAAAGAGGGAACAUUGAUGCGUUUGAAUCGCAGCGACUCAUGUUUGCCUUUGUGCAUUUCUAUCGCGAAUGCAUUCGCCUUGAAAACUUUGCCGUGAUAAAUUACCAAGGAUUUUCCAAGAUUCUCAAAAAGCACGACAAGAUGACGGGUUACCAUACGCGCUCCAAGUACAUGCGUCGUAAGGUGAACCUAUCGUCGUUCUCGAGUUAUCCGAGUUUGCUGCAGAUCUUGUCUAGCACCGAAGAAAUGUUUCACGAGGUGGAGCGCGACACCCGUAUGGCACCCGGUGUGUCCAGCAUAAAGUUUAACAUGAAGUCACGGGGGACAAUGAAUUCCGGUAAUGCCCGCGUGCCUGCUCCAGUGGUUCAUAUUUCGGUAGACGCGAGUAGUUCAUCCACGCCUGUAGUAUCGUCCCUACCUUCCAAGUUCCCAUCUUCCCACGACACGACGUCGAAGUCUUCUGCCAUUGCUGCAUCGUUCCCUACCUCGGUGUUAUGGACUCCAGAUGAUCAGAAUGCGGACAAUUUUCACGAGCUCCAACGACCUGCAAUAGUUUGA
Molecule: messenger RNA, 843 nt
Organism: Peronospora farinosa
Lineage: Eukaryota; Oomycota; Peronosporomycetes; Peronosporales; Peronosporaceae
Source: the annotation of a GenBank genome assembly